CGGGAGGGAAGCGUGGGCGCAGCUUCCCACUCGGACCGUGGCCAUGCAGUGAGUGCCCGCCGUGGGACACGCCAGGGACAGCACUGUGAGAGGCAGAGCGCCGCGGGAACUCAAGAUGCAGAGGUGCGCUAGUUUCCUGUUUCUGUCUCUAAUCCUCGGUGCCACCCUCUCGGAAACAUUUGGGCUGGUUUUCUCAGCAAAAGAAAAAAGGGGUUGGACUUUGAACAGUGCUGGUUACCUACUUGGGCCACGUCGUAUUGAUCAGCUUUUACUGAUAAAGGAAAUGCCCAUUGCAAGGGGGAGAGAAGAGGCACCAGGGGCAUAUGCUGUAGAUAACCACAGGUCUUUUAAUGAUAAGCAUGGUUUCACUGGCAAACGUGAAAUACAGCCUGAUGAAGAUAUUAAAGCAGGGAAUCUUGGAAGACCACUGUCUGAUGACAACAUUAUGCGUACAGUAAUUGAAUUUUUGACUUACUUGCAUCUUAAAGAGUUGGGAGCACUUGACAAGCUACCUGCACCAGAGGAAACAAAUCAGUCUUGAAGAAUGCAUUUUUAUUUUGUUUCAGUGUAGAUUUAGACUGAAUUCUAAACAAAAGAUCUAAAUGAGCUGAUGUUGAGAAGUAUUGUUUGCAUUAAUCUGAUAAAUGGUAAAUGGCAUUCUCCCCUCUGGUUUGUUUGUUGAUUUUUUUUUUUUUUUUGCUUUCCCCCUUCCCCCUUUCUCCUGCAAUGCUAUAGUGUAUAAUUUUGCCUUGGUAAAUUUUUUCCUGUAGGUAAAUGACAAAAUAAAAAUAAGAGCAACUAAA
This is a messenger RNA of Empidonax traillii (willow flycatcher), 803 nucleotides long. RefSeq names its product galanin and GMAP prepropeptide (gene GAL). The record is from RefSeq and is a predicted model, not a curated record. Gene Ontology annotation, molecular function: hormone activity. NCBI's taxonomy places the organism in Eukaryota, Metazoa, Chordata, Aves, Passeriformes, Tyrannidae. Gene Ontology annotation, cellular component: extracellular region. Bases 116 to 541 code for a protein of 141 amino acids. The transcript has 7 exons.